CUUGCCUUCACCAUCUUCCUCACUGAGCUCCGAAAACGAUGAGGAAGAAGAUCCAAGUCUAGACACUGUCCCAGGAACGACAACUCUCUCCCAACAAAGCAGGCAGUUUUCCAACAAGAAGCCUCCCUUUUCCUAUGUGGCUCUCAUCACCAUGGCCGUCGAGAGUUCCACAACAGGCAUGAUGACUCUCAACGACAUCUACAACUACAUCGUCAAGAGAUUCCCUUACUACCAAGACAACCAACGAAGAUGGCAAAACUCCAUCAGACACAACCUCUCCCUCAAUGACUGUUUCGUCAAGGUACCCCGACCCCCAGGGAAACCAGGCAAGGGUAACCUGUGGGCUCUGCAUCCUUCUUGUGGGGACAUGUUCGGCAACGGCAGUUUCCUUCGUCGUUCUAAACGUUUCAAGUCAGGAGACAAACAGCGACAAGAUGAAGCCACCGUCCAACGGCUCAAUUUCUAUGGCCAUUCAGGUUUCUAUGAUCGUCAAUCGCCAUACCAAGGUUUCAACCCCGUGAGCCUUGUCCAUUUACCCUCGGGACUGACCCAGACACACCCCUACAGCACAAUAGGCAAACCGGACCCCUGUAUCUCGACCAUGGGAUCUCCUACAGGCUACUCUCCUCCUACAGCCGGCUACUACAACGCCAGCAGCAUCAACAGUUCUCUGACCGGCUCCCCUCUCUCCAGCUCUCCAUCAGGAAGCUCGCCCCUGGGUAGGGCGUACAUGCCUCCAGGGAGCUGCCCAAGAUCCACUAUUGAUGAAAACCUCCAUUACUGUGUGUCCCCACAUCCACGACAGUCAUUCAGUGCCGUACCCUCCUUCAGAAACCUGCAACAACAUCCCUGA
Molecule: messenger RNA, 853 nt
Organism: Haliotis rufescens (red abalone)
Lineage: Eukaryota; Metazoa; Mollusca; Gastropoda; Lepetellida; Haliotidae
Product: forkhead box protein B2-like
Exons: 1
Coding region: 152-853 (233 amino acids)
Biological process (GO): anatomical structure morphogenesis; regulation of transcription by RNA polymerase II; cell differentiation
Molecular function (GO): DNA-binding transcription factor activity, RNA polymerase II-specific; RNA polymerase II cis-regulatory region sequence-specific DNA binding
Source: RefSeq, a predicted model, not a curated record